Vespa velutina is the source of this 5156-nucleotide messenger RNA. RefSeq names its product trafficking protein particle complex subunit 11 (gene gry). Lineage: Eukaryota; Metazoa; Arthropoda; Insecta; Hymenoptera; Vespidae. The record is from RefSeq and is a predicted model, not a curated record. The transcript is spliced from 21 exons. Bases 190 to 3468 code for a protein of 1092 amino acids. Gene Ontology annotation, cellular component: cytoplasm.
CCGGCGUAUUGUCGAUAAUACAGAACAUGAUAUAGAAAUAGAAAAUGAGUACAGUUAUCGUGAUUUGUCGUUGAUUUUUAAUACAAUCUGUCAAAGAAAGUGUAUACUAGUAUUUGUCCUGUGUAUAAAAAACAAAACUGCAACAUUACAUUGAACGAUCAAAUACACCUUACUGUUAAUAGUGAAUCAAUGAUGUUUGAUCUACCAUCAGAAUUAACUGCUAAACCAUUAGCUUUGAUCGGACUAUCUGGUUUAGAUAUAACAAAUGUUAUCCAUCGAUCCAUUUGGGAUGCAUUUAAUAAUAAUCGCAGACCAGAUGGUACUACUGUUCAAUUUAUGUUAUUAGGACCUAAACAUGAAUUUCCUACUGUUAAACCAAAGAGAAAUUCAUACGAAUGGUAUAUUCCUAAAGGAAUCUUAAAACGUAAUUGGAUGAAUAAAUAUCUUAAUGAGAUUCCAGCAGUAGUUGUAGUUUUUUAUGAUUUGGAUUGGAAUGAUCCAUUGUGGAAUGAAAAAAAGAUAGAAUGUGCCUCAAGAAUACAAUCACUCAGAGCUGCCUUAGAAGGAAGAAGUACAAAAGUAGCACUAGUAUUGAUACAAUGUAGUGUACCACCUCCUCCAGAUUCUGAAGAUAUAGUGGCAACGGAACGAGCAACUGCCUUGUGUGGUGCUUGUGAAUUACCACCUAAUUUACUUUAUGUAUUACCUCAUGGAGAUCAUUUAUCAGGAUAUAUAUCCAGAUUGGAGACUGCAUUUUAUCAAUUGGCACAAAAUUUCUAUCAUCAUGAAUAUCGUAUUAUUAGAAGUCAUCGCGAUCAAUUAAAUAAAACCGUUCAUCAAUAUUUAUUUGUACGUCAUCAAUUUAAAAUGGGAUUCUUAAAUGAACUAAAGCAAGAUCAACCUCAAAAACAUUAUGUCCAAGCAUACCAUAAUCUUUUUGAAAUAAGAAUGGUAGACACUAAUGCAUUGGAAAUAAAAACUAUUGCUGGUUUUAUAAAUUAUAAAAUAUGCAAGAUAAUGUUUAGUUUAAAUCUUCCAAAAGAUGCUAUAGCACAGUUUAGACUUCACACAGAAAGGUUUAAACAAAAAACUGGUCCAAAAGAAUUGAUAUUUGAGCAUCAUGCUUGGAUGAGUAACCAGUUUUCGACAUUUGCAGAAUUAUUUGAUGAUGCAAUUCGACAAGGUCUUCCUGCAGUUCAAACUCAACAUCCUGGAUAUUAUUAUCAACUAGCUGCACAACAUGCAAGCUUGAGACAAUCGGCAUGUAAAGAGUUAUGUAAAAAUGUAAACAGUUAUCCAGAUCUAGAUCCAUUAGCUGGGGAAGAAAAACUUGAAUUUUAUGGGCAACGACCAUGGCGUUCUGGAAAACUAAAUGUAGAACCACUAGAUACUGUUAAAGAAACAGCUGCUAUACAAGCAUUGCAGUAUAAAGAGAAAACAACUGUAAAUCAUUCUAUGAUAAUCAUUGGCUUGUUGGGAAAUGCAAUUUCUCAAUUUAAAAUAUAUCGAUGUCCUAGAAUGCGCAGAUCAUUAGUUGUACAGAUGGCUGAAGAAUAUUAUAAUUCACGAGACUAUGGAAAAGUUCUUACAUUAUUGAUGCACAUGUUAUGGGAGUAUCAUGGGGAGAGAUGGCCCGUCUUGCUCACAGAUAUCAUAAAAAAUGCUUUACGAGCUGCAUAUUUAUCCACAAGUAUUCAAGACUACCUCACUUUAUCUUUUGAAGCUUUAGGACCUUCUACGACAUUCACUAAAGAUCAACAAACUGUUGUUUAUGCAAAUAUUAUUAAUAUUCUUCAGAAACGCCCACCGCAUCCGGAAUCAGAUUUACCAGAUGAUCUAAAACGUGUUGCAUUAGAAAAAUGGAAAUUAGAGUUAAAUCGACAAGAACCAAUUAUGUUUACAAUUGAUGAUAAUAAUAUGACUUCAUUUAUAGAUGUUAAAGCACAAUUUUUGAAAUCAAAAUAUAUAGUUGAUGAGGAUGUUAUUAUUGAAGUAAUUAUAAGAAAUUCAUUUUCUGGGAGUAUAGAGUUUUCUAAAGUGUCCGUAACAAUCAACAGUCCUGGUUUUAAUACAGAAAUUGUAGUUGCUAUUCCUCAGCACAAUAAUGUUGAUCUUGUAUUCUCUAGUAAUCAAAUUAAAAAAUUUUAUGGUCAAUUUGGAGCACCUCCUUUAAGUGAUAGUAGUGAAAUUCGUAUUGGUACAGUCACAUUGUUUAUGGGAAAUGAAACUCAAUGUUGUAUUGUACUGAGAUUUCCAGCUGCAGGGAAAGAAACAAAUCUUUUACAUCGUUUGUAUCCUGAAAUACAAUUGUUACAUAGUGGCAAAUUCGAAACGAUAAAACCAUUAAUAACAACAGAAAUAAAAAGGAAAGAAAAUGAUGUUAAUAUAAGUGCAAAAUCUAAUAAUCCUGCAUUAAUAGGAGAAUGGAUACCUAUUAUAAUACAUGUAACUGCUGAAAACUAUAUUACUAUAGCAUCCUUGCAUGUUGGUUUUCAAAUAAAUGGAAACAAUGAACAGUCAACUGAUUUAAGUUUGACAAUGUUAACUAAACAAUCACAGGUAUUAAUUGAAAUAGAGAAAACAGAUACAAAUUGUAUAAUUGAAAGAACUGUAUAUAUGCGAGCACAUAAAGUGGGUAACAGAAAUAUUACCAUAAAAGUGGAAUAUUUUUACCCAAAUGAAAUAAAAGGAAGUAAAGAAAUUGUACAUUCUAUACCAGUUAGUAAACCAUUUGAAGUAACAACACGAUUUUGUACUAGUCUUUUAGAACCAUUGACAAAAGGUUUUAUUCACGAGCCUUUUAUUGUCAUGCCACAUAUUUCAUGUACAUCACCUUGUCCAAUAAAAAUUCUUGAUACUUCAAUUGAGUUGGGAGAAUUGAUAGAAAAGGAAAAUAAUCAAAAAGAAGAUAGUAUUUUAGCAGGAACUGUACUUUCUGAUGGUGAAGCAGGUACAGAUGCAUAUUGCUUAAUAGCUAAAGCUGGUAGUGAGCAGCCUGUCAGUAUAGGAGUGUUUACUAUUAGAUGGAUACGUGCGAAUGAUGAGACUGCAUCAGAAACUAGUAGUAGUGUAACAUUAGCUCCAUUGUGGAUAGAAGAUGCAGUAAUUAGUUUAGAAACUAAAUUACCAGCUCAUGGUUGGGUAUGCACACCACUUUACAUAUCGUAUAUUAUACAAAAUCAUUCUGAUUACUUGAUCACGUUACGCUUAACAAUGGAAGCUAGUGACGCAUUUAUGUUUGCUGGACAAAAACAGGUUGAUAUUUAUAUUCUCCCAAAAAAUGAACGAAGAGUAGAAUGGAUUUUACGUCCACUCGUUGCUGGACUUGUAGCAUUACCUGUAUUAUCUCUAACUGUACCUACAGAUGAAGAACAUAAAUUAAGUAAAGGACGCCUUUUGGAAAUGCUAGAACGUUCAUUGCCAAGUCAUAUUUAUAUAUUGCCUAAAUCGCAAUCUAUAGAUGAUUAAACAUAACGUAUUUAUUUAGAAAUAAUGGAUAUAUUUUACACAUAAUUUCAUGUGUAUUACAAAUAUAUAAUAUAUAUUAACAUCAUAGAAACGAAUUUGUGUUUAAUAUAAUUUUUUGAAAUUGAAAUUAUUUUAACCUUAAAAGAUCCUUAUUUUUAUGAAAAUUUUCUUAAAUUAUAUUCAUUUUAAUAUGAUAUUGUUCGCUUUAUUUUAACUAGCUUUAUGAAUCAUACUUAAUUCAUUAUUUGCAUUUAAAAUGUGAUGUCGGUAAAGUAUUAAACUGUAAAGAUUUUUUACCGCAUAAAUAUCGAUCACCGUUACCAACGUUACUAGUUACGUUACAGUGUUUCGAUAUCAUCCUUCAUAAAAGACAGCAUAUUAGUGAAGAAGCGCUUUUAAUAAUGUCAAAAUUAUUACAAAAAUUGAUUGUUGAUAAAAAAAAUGAUAUUGAUAAAAGUGUAUAUUGAAUAUUUGUAAAAUAAAAAACUUAACACUGUGGUAAUUAACUAUAUAGUAUUUAUAUGACACGAAUUGAUUUAAGUAACGAUAUAUAAUAAUUAAUUAAAAUUCACAGAAAUAUAAUAGACAUAGUAACAACGAAGAUUGUGAUGGACGUUCCUGAGAAAGUUCAAGCUUCUUUAGAUUCGCAGCUAAAUUUUGAAGAAUCGCAACUAAGAAAUCAAAAAUUUUUAAAGGUAUAAACAGUAUAAUUUUAUAUUUACAUACAUCAUUAGCAUUUUUAUGGCACACAAAAAUAUGUUUUAAUUCUUUCUAAUAAUAAAUUGUAUAAAAAAAAAUAUUGAUUUCAUGAUUUUCGAUUCUAUUAUUAAUUCUCAAAUUGUCAAGUUCACAUUUAUAAUUAGUAUCUUUGAUAAAAAAAAAUAUCUCGUCACUAAAUAUGUUAUGUCAUGAAAAAGAAUUUAAUGAGUUCGUGAACAAUUAUGAGUUAUAUUUAUGCACACUGAUAUCGCUUUUUGUGACUCACUUUUUGUAUAUAGAUAGUUUUAAUAAUUAGCGAUAAAUAUUCAUGUAAAUAGUACUAAAAUGAAAAAAAAAAAUGAAUUUCUUUACGACGAGAGGAGUGGAAUUGUCGGAGACAAUAUAUUCUUUCAUCUUGAAUUUAACUUUAUUUAAAAUAUAUAAAAAUAUAAGAAAUCUAUUGAUAUAUGUCUGUGUAUAUAUGUAUAUGUGCGCGCGUGUCUCUCUCUCUGCUACUGUGUGUGUGUGUGUAUAUACGAUAACGUAUUAUAAUCUUUUAUUAAAUAUGCAAAUUUAAUUAAUACAUAGAAGACACAGAAAUUAUUAAACUAUGAUACAUAAUAGGAAUUGGAGCUUUCUAAAGCACGUUUGAGAACUCUCGCAGCUUAUACACCUACCGAAGAGGAAUUACAACAAGUUGCUUCAACAUAUCGAAAAUAUCUUCAAAAGAGAUCAAGUUCUUAAUCACAUUAUUAAUCUUCAUCCAGAGGAUUUACAAUGAUGAAUGUUAUUACGAUCUAAUAACUCGAGCCGAACGAACAAACUUUCAAUUGAAAAGUUUGUUAAUCGUCAGGAUCGAUGAAUCAGAUCGUUUAGCGGUAAAUUUAACUUGCUUAUACGUAAAUCAAUAUAAAUAAUCCAUAUUAAAUAUAUUAAAUAUAUAUAUAUAUAUAUAUGUGUGUGUGUGUGUGUGUGUGCGCGUAUAUAUA